This is a messenger RNA of Passer domesticus (house sparrow), 1431 nucleotides long. Its product is annotated as zinc finger protein 436-like. Lineage: Eukaryota; Metazoa; Chordata; Aves; Passeriformes; Passeridae. Gene Ontology annotation, biological process: regulation of transcription by RNA polymerase II. The record is from RefSeq and is a predicted model, not a curated record. The transcript has a single exon. The annotation marks the transcript as partial. Gene Ontology annotation, molecular function: DNA-binding transcription factor activity, RNA polymerase II-specific; RNA polymerase II cis-regulatory region sequence-specific DNA binding.
CUGGGCCGGGAAGGCAGCCGGAGGUGGAACCAGAGCUCGCAGCUGGUGGUCCAUGAGGAGGUUCCUGAUGGGGAGAAGCCCCACAAGUGCGAGGAGUGUGGGAAGAGCUUCAGGUGGAGCUCCCAGCUGAUAAUCCACCAGAGGAGCCACACUGGGGAACGGCCCUACGAGUGUGAUCAGUGCAGGAAGAGGUUUCAGACCAGCUCCAGUCUCCUCAAGCACCAGCGCACGCACACAGAGGAGAGGCCCUUCCGCUGCCCCGACUGUGGGCAGGGCUUCAGGCGCAACUCCCAUCUUGUCAGGCACCGGCGCAUCCACACUGGGGAGAGGCCCCACGAGUGUGAGGAAUGUGGGAAGAGGUUCAUGGAGAGCUCCCACCUGAUCCAGCACCAGAGGACCCACACUGGGGAACGGCCCUACGAGUGUGGGGAGUGUACGAAGAGCUUCAGCCAGCAUUCCAGCCUGAUUGUCCACCAAAAGAUCCACACUGGGGAGAGGCCCUACGCGUGUUCCAAGUGUGGGAAGGGGUUUCGGAUCCACUCCCAUCUCCUCCAGCACUAUCAGAGUCACACAGAGGAGAGGCCCUUCUGCUGCCCCGACUGCGGGAAGGGAUUCAGGAAGAACUCCAACCUCGUCACCCACCGGCGCAUCCACACUGGGGAGAGGCCCUACGAGUGUGAGGAAUGUGGGAAGAGCUUCAGGCAGAGCUCCCACCUGAUCCGGCACCAGAGGACCCACACUGGGGAACGGCCCUGUGAGUGUGGGGAGUGUGGGAAGAGCUUCAGCCAGCGUCCCCACCUGAUCAUGCACCAAAAGAUCCACUCUGGGGAGAGGCCCUAUGAGUGUUCCAAGUGUGGGAAGGAGUUUCAGACCCGCUUCCAUCUUUUCCGUCACUAUCAGAGUCACACAGAGGAGAGGCCCUUCUGCUGCCCCGACUGCGGGCAGGGCUUCAGGCAGAACUCCCAUCUUGUCACCCACCGGCGCAUCCACACUGGGGAGAGGCCCUACGAGUGUCCCCAGUGUGGGAAGAGCUUCUCCAGCAGCUCUCACUUGACCCAACACCAACGGAGGCACCGGUGAGGGAAGCCCUGCGAGUGCCCCGAGUGCGGGAAGAGCUUCGUGCGCUGCUCCAGCUCCAUCCCCCACUGCAGGAGCCACGCUGGGCACAGCCCUGGUGACCCACAUUCCCUGUGAUCCCUGUUGGGAACACAACUGCCUGCUUCUCCUUUUGGUUUGGCUUUUAUUUUUUUCUCUUCUUCUUCUCUUUGCCCUCCAAAAUCCAAGAGGGAUGGAUCUGUCGCCUCAAAACCACUCAAAUCCCACUGAAAACAACUGAAUUUUAACCCAUAAAGGGUCAAUCCCUCCUCAAAAAAACUCAAUCCCAUGCCAACCUCACUCACUUCCACAGCCAGCAGGAUGAGAUGGGGUUGG